UCCCCGUUCUGCCCUCGGGCAGCCCCUGCAGCCCCUUCCCCAGCCCCACGGACGGAGGGACACGCCGGAGGAUGGCGCUGCCCCAUGGAAGGUGAAGGAGCAGCCAGGCUGGUGGGGACCCCCUCGAAUAAAGGGGAUACCCUGGAGCUCCCCAAAAAGGGUCAAAAGGCAGCAGCAGGCACAGAGGAGCUGCCUGGGACCAGGGACAUGGAUGCCAGCGGUGCCCAGCCAGGGCAUCUGCAGCCAGCCUGGGACUGUGGGCAUGGUGGAGCAGGUGCUGUCCCAAAGCCCUCAGCUGCUUCCAUGGACAGGCAGAGGAGCACAGAGCUCUCAGCCCUUGACAGUUUCCCCCUGAAGCACUCAAACACUCUGACCAACAGGCAGAGAGGCAACGAGGUCUCAGCCCUCCCUGCCACACUGGACACACUGUCCAUCCACCAGCUUGCUGCCCAAGGAGAGCUCAGCCAGCUGAAAGAGCACCUGAGGAAAGGAGAGAACUUGGUCAACAAACCAGAUGAGAGAGGUUUCACCCCACUGAUCUGGGCUGCAGCCUUCGGCGAGAUCGAAACGGUCCGUCACCUGCUGCAGUGGGGUGCAGACCCCCAUGUGCUGGCCAAGGAGAGGGAGAGUGCCCUGGCCCUGGCCAGUAUGGGCGGCUACACCGACAUCGUCACCCUGCUGCUGGAGAGGAACGUGGACAUCAACAGCUAUGACUGGAACGGAGGCACCCCCCUGCUCUACGCCGUGCGUGGGAACCACGUCAAGUGUGUGGAAGCCCUUCUAGCUCGUGGAGCCGACCUGACAACAGAGGCAGAUUCUGGUUACACCCCCAUGGAUCUGGCUGUUGCUUUGGGACACAAGAAAGUCCAACAGGUUAUUGAAAAUCACAUCCUCAAGCUGUUUCAGAGGAAGGAGCUGGAGUGAUGCUGCACUGCUGCAGCACUGAGGCACUGCUCUCUUCUGGGACCACCACAGCCUCACCCAGCCAGCCCAAAAUGGGCAGUGGGCUGAUGCCCUGGGCAAGGGGCAUGUGAAGGGUGCCAGGACCCCCCUGCCCUUGCUGGAUCUCUGCCUCUCCUGGAGUGGGGGCACAGCCACAGUGCCUCACACCUGGGGACAUGCAUUCCUCAGCUGCAUUUCUGCCCUCUCAGGCUGGGCUGCUCCAUGUCUGUGUGCACUCAGGUAUUGCAUUGAUGGAAGUAAAUGCUAGAGCAGC
Messenger RNA from Colius striatus (speckled mousebird), 1216 nucleotides. It is a transcript of the gene RFXANK, whose product is annotated as regulatory factor X associated ankyrin containing protein. Bases 85 to 924 code for a protein of 279 amino acids. Gene Ontology annotation, biological process: regulation of transcription by RNA polymerase II. Gene Ontology annotation, molecular function: protein binding. The record is from RefSeq and is a predicted model, not a curated record. The transcript has 10 exons. NCBI's taxonomy places the organism in Eukaryota, Metazoa, Chordata, Aves, Coliiformes, Coliidae. Gene Ontology annotation, cellular component: nucleus.